AGUCGGCAUCCUCCUCGUCCAAUGGCAGGACUCGGGGAUGAUGUCAUGCGGUGGGACUGGUGGUGGUGCUGAUGCUGGGUAGCUCUGUAUCCGAGCAGCAAGAGACAGAGAACGAGAGCAAAAGCAAGGAGCUGAGGACUGUCACCUAGGAGGGGGUCCAAUCUUGCAGCUCUUCCUGACGUCAGAUGUUUAGUGAGAGUGCCAGAAUGACCCUUGCAGCCUACAGAGAGAAGAUGAAGGAGCUUCCCCUGGUCUCCAUCCUGUGCUCCUGUCUGCGUCCCGACGUCCUGGAUAAACCCUCAUAUAAAGCUGAAGAUGCUGUGGACCUCAGCUGGUGUGUAAUCAAAGAUGUGGAGGUCAUCGAGCUAAACAAGCGGGCGUCCGGACAGGCCUUCGAAGUCAUCCUCAAGCCCCCGUCCUUCGACGGUGUGCCAGAGUUUAAUACCUCCAUGCCCCACCGCCGGGACCCAUCUCUGGAGGAGAUCCAGAAGAAGCUGGAGGCAGCAGAGGAGAGACGAAAGUGUCAGGAGGCAGAACUGCUGAAGCACCUAGCGGAAAAGAGGGAGCAUGAACGUGAGGUGAUCCAAAAAGCCAUUGAGGAGAACAACAACUUCAUCAAGAUGGCCAAGGAAAAGCUGGAGCAAAAGAUGGAGGCCAACAAGGAGAAUCGGGAGGCCCUUCUGGCAGCUAUGCUGGAACGUCUGCAAGAAAAGGACAAGCAUGCGGAGGAGGUGAGGAAAAACAAGGAGCUGAAGGAGGAAGCCUGCCGGUAGACGGUGGAUGAGACAGACCUUUUUUCCGCUAGCUCAGGAAAGGGAAAGAUGAAGAAAAUGAAAGACUGACAUGAAACAAAAAAUAAAUAAAAGAAUAACCCCAGGAGUUAGCAGGAUAUGGUUUCUUUGAAAAAGUUUCAAAUAUACUCUUGAGCAAUUCAUGGUGAUAACAAAACACUGUCCUGGAAGCUCCCGUCUGGAUGGCAAUGCAAGGUGCACUGUGGGGGGGGGGGUUGUCAAGACGGUUUCCACCGCAGCUGAAGGGUGAAUUUCUAGGUUGCGCUCGUGAUUUUGGUUUCUCAGUGUGAUCAUGACGCGGACUGAGAGAGGUGACCUAGCAUCCAUUGCUGUUUACUAGCUGACUUUGAAAGCAGCAUUUUCCAGCACAUAUUUCUUAAUCUCUUCAGUCAUUAUGCACUCUCACGCCCCCUGCCAGGUAAUGGCCAGUGUGAUGUAGUUUAAUUCUGCACACUGUACCCUAAUGUAGCUGAUUAUCCAUUCAUAACUGCAGCCAGUUAAUGAAACAAACUUGUGUUAACUAUGAUAAACCAUGUUGAUUACAAUGCAGCCUUUAAGAUGUGUAAUAGUCAAUAUAACACAUUCAGACUGGCAUAAAUUUUAGAAAGCUAUAUUGAUCAGUAUAACCUCAGUCCAAUGUAACAUUCUCAAGCAGGCGUCAAAUUUUUUCAGCUAUGUGACUUUAUUUGCACACCUAUGUAAAUAGAAAAGGCUAUAAUUAAAAAAAAAAAAAACAAAGAAUAUGUAGAGUUAGUCAAACUAAAUAGGACUGUGACUAUAGACUGCUCAUUGAUUCUCCAGAGCCUGAUAGGUAUGUCAUGUUUGUAAAGAGAAUACUGCAUGACUCUGUAAUUGGUGUGAGGUAGACAGAGUAGGUAGGUACAGUACGGGGCUCAGGUUAAUUAGGAUGUUUCGGGCACAACUGAAAAGCACAGAGCCAUUAACACACUGACAAAGCUAGGACCAGUUGGAAAGGCUCGACCCACUGUUAACUGGUAUGGUUAACUGGUUAUGGUCAGCCGGUAUGGUUAAGCAGACAGACUAUCCAGCCUCUAUGACAAUCCGCAGUGCACUUUGUUUUGGCAUGUUGUCGUCCCUUCCGUUUGUCUUCUGUGAUUGAUGGAUGUUUCCCAGAAAUGAUGAAAGGAGGGAAUGCUGGUACUGUACUUUGAAAUAAAAAAACAAAUGAUUGUGACAAUACUUUCUGGGAAAUCAUGGAACCUCUGCUUACUACUUGUGUGUGUAAUGUUUGAGGCUAAACUGUUUCUCUUUGGCAUGGUCAGUAAACGCUUUUCUUGACAAUU
Molecule: messenger RNA, 2095 nt
Organism: Paramormyrops kingsleyae
Lineage: Eukaryota; Metazoa; Chordata; Actinopteri; Osteoglossiformes; Mormyridae
Gene: stmn4
Product: stathmin-like 4
Biological process (GO): microtubule depolymerization; regulation of microtubule polymerization or depolymerization; neuron projection development
Cellular component (GO): neuron projection; cytoplasm
Molecular function (GO): tubulin binding
Source: RefSeq, a predicted model, not a curated record